Molecule: messenger RNA, 2925 nt
Organism: Xyrauchen texanus (razorback sucker)
Lineage: Eukaryota; Metazoa; Chordata; Actinopteri; Cypriniformes; Catostomidae
Gene: alg9
Product: ALG9 alpha-1,2-mannosyltransferase
Biological process (GO): protein N-linked glycosylation
Cellular component (GO): endoplasmic reticulum membrane
Molecular function (GO): alpha-1,2-mannosyltransferase activity
Source: RefSeq, a predicted model, not a curated record
CGUUCGGAGUGAUCACAACGCCACGCGCGGCCUGUAGAAACAUGGCGUCGAAGGGACUCCGUCAACGCAACAGACGGGGAAGCAAACAAGAUGCCAACAACGUGAACAACACACCAAGCGCUGACAACCGAGCAACAAAAGACGACAAAUGUGUUGAGGACAAUAAGUCAAGUGACCCACGAAAUGAGUCAUCCAGUAAGGCAGGACAGGUGUGGGCUCCUGAGGGCUCCACGGCAUUCAAGUGCUUGGUCUCAGCUCGCUUCUGUGCGGCAUUACUCAGUAACAUCUCUGACUGUGAUGAAACCUACAAUUAUUGGGAGCCUACUCACUACCUGCUGUAUGGAACAGGAAUGCAGACAUGGGAGUAUUCUCCGGCCUACGCAAUUCGGUCCUAUGCCUAUCUUUGGCUCCAUGCCCUUCCUGCCUGCUUUCAUUCCAAAAUAUUACAAACCAACAAGGUCCUGGUGUUUUACUUCCUGCGUUGCAUGUUAGCAUUUACCUGUUGUGUGUGUGAGCUCUAUUUCUACAAGGCUGUGUGUAAGAAGUUUGGCCUGCAUGUGGGACGUCUUCUGUUAGCAUUCCUUGUCUUGAGUGCAGGGAUGUUCUGCUGCUCUGCAGCUUUCCUCCCCAGCACCUUUUGCAUGUAUUGCACUGUGGUAGCUAUGACUGGCUGGUUCCAGGGGCCCAGUCUGGCUGUAUUGGGUAUUGCAGCGGGGGCCAUAGUGGGCUGGCCCUUCUGUGCUCUGCUGGGCAUACCCAUUGCCUUUGACCUGCUGUUGCUAAAGAAGAAGUGGAAGAGUUUUAUCACAUGGACUCUGGUGGCGUUGCUGCUCUUUCUGGUUCCUGUUGUUGUGGUUGACAGCUACUACUAUGGCAAGCUGGUGAUUGCUCCUCUGAAUAUAAUACUCUACAAUGUAUUCACCCCUCAUGGACCAGAUCUCUAUGGCACAGAGCCAUGGCAUUACUACUUUGUGAAUGGUUUUCUGAAUUUCAACAUUGUAUUUGUGUUGGCCCUGUUUUCUCUUCCUCUCACUGCUCUUAUGGAGGCACUGCUUCAAAGGUUCAAUGUACAGAACCUGGGCAGGCCGUACUGGUUAACCCUGUCACCAAUGUACCUAUGGAUGCUGGUGUUCUUCACUCGUCCACAUAAAGAGGAGCGUUUUUUGUUUCCCAUCUACCCUCUCAUCUGUCUGUGUGGGGCUGUGGCGCUCUCCUCGCUUCAGAAGUGCUAUCACUUCAUAUUCCAGCGCUACCGUCUGGAGCACUACACUGUCUCUUCCAACUGGCUUGCCCUCGGCUCCAUGCUGCUGUUUGGAGUGCUCUCGCUGUCCCGUUCUGUGGCACUCUUCAGAGGCUAUCAUGCUCCCCUGGAUUUGUACCCAGAGUUUCACCGCAUUGCUAAAGACCCCACCAUCCACACUGUACCAGAUGGUAGAAUGGUCAAUGUUUGUGCAGGAAAAGAGUGGUACCGCUUCCCCAGCAGUUUCCUGCUGCCCAACAACUGGCACUUACAGUUCAUCCAGUCGGAGUUCAGGGGUCAAUUGCCUAAGCCAUUUGCCAUGGGACCUGAUGCCACCUGGAUACUUCCAUCAGAUAUGAAUGAUCAGAACCUCGAGGAGCCGUCACGAUACGUGGAACUGAAGCAGUGCCAUUACUUGGUGGAUCUGGCAACAGACAGUGAGGCCCCUCGAGAACCACGAUAUGCCGCUAACAAAGAGGAGUGGAGUAUUGUCACUGACAAGCCUUUUCUAGACACUACCAGGUCCUCCAGAUUCUUCAGGGCCUUUUUUAUCCCAUUUCUGUCUGAGCAGUACACCACCUACAGCAGAUAUGUCAUCAUGAAACCACGACGACCCAAACACACCCGGAAAAGAACGCAACCUUGAUCCGCUGUUCCUGUUACUUUCCAUCAUUGCAUCUCUCCAUCAGUCCUCUCCUGUAGUGAAUCAUCAUUUGCCCCAAGAUAUUCCCCUAAACAAACAGACACAGUCACACAGAGAGAGAGAGAGAGAGAGAGAGAGAGAGAGAGAGAGAGAGUGUGUGUGUGUGUGUGUGUGUGUGUGUGUGUGUGUGUGUGUGUGUGUGUGUGUGUGUGUGUGUGUGUGUUAACCUGUCAAACCAUGCAGUGUCUGCCUGUAUCGGUAUUGACGCCUAUUCUGGACAGUUCCAGCAGAGAGCCUGGAUGCCUUACCCAUUUUACCAAUAGUGGCCGAUCAUCUCGGCUCCAUUCCAUUGCCAUGCCCUUACGCUGCAUGAGUAAACACUGAUGCCUGCAUGGGCUUUUCUGCAUCUUUUAUUUCAGAAGAUUUCUGUUAAGACAACCCUUUAAGGGCUACAGUUCCUCAUUUGUAAUGACCACAUCCUUUUAAUUCCACCUGGUCUGGACAAUGAACUGUACUCCAUAAAUGCAGAUCCCAAUCCAGUUUGUUGCCAUCCAUUCAGAGUUCAACAGAAGACAUGAACUUAAUUUGUCCUGUUUGAGCAACUGGUCCUGGCCAGCAGCAGCAUCCCAGGACAAAGGAUGCACCAAAAAAAAUGCUCUGAUGUCUCCAGUUGCGUUGUCCGUAAAAGUGGGGAUUGACUUGAAAAGUGGUCAGGUUGCCGACCAGGACAAUUGAGUGUUUACAUUCCAAAUCAUGUUUGUCAUCUUAAUCAUAACAGUGUUAAGUGUGAUCGAGUUAAAUAAAAGGUGUAAUGAGUAUGGGUAUGCCAUCUCUGAGGGUUCAAUUCUGGAAUAAAGUUUGGACACACAUUACUGGGUUCGUGUUUGAUUUCUUCAACAAAGUUUUUUCAAAGGUUAGUGUACUUGAUAACCAAGUCGACAAAAGUGUCCGUGAAGAGCAUGCUUGAGAUAAAAUACUGUAUAAGACAAUUUAUAUCUUGUCUAUAUCAAGGUCAAUUUAACUUGUAGAAUAUUGCAGAAUA